CCUGUAAUUUGAAUGCACAUGGUUUUUUGUGACUCGCUGAAUAUUUGUGAAUAUUUGUUUCUUCUCUUUUUCCAACAUUACAAGGCGCCGUAGUCUUUUAAACUGUGUUUAUUUAUUUAAUUUUUUUUAUGUAUUAAGUUCAUUUGUCAUCAUGGAUGUUGUGGAUUCAGCAAAUGGUGAUUCACUGACUAAUGGAAAUACUUCAUAUGUAAAACUCGUAUCAAAGCAAAAUAUAACCAAAGAGUAUAUUCUACAUUUAGCUGUAAAUAAUCAAGCCCAACCUCAGCUUGCUGUUGCUUUAUCAACAAAUGAAAUUUUAUACUUUGAUGUUAUGACUCAAGCAAAAUCAACAACUUACAAAGGUCAUGAAAAAUCUGUGACUGGAAUAAAAUUUAGCCAAGAAACUCCUAGUACAUUUUACUCAAGCUCAGUUGAUGGAAGUGUGCUUGUUUGGGAUUCGAGGAGUGGAGCAAGUCCUGUACAAACAUUUUCAGACGAUAGUGAUGGUCCUGCAAAACCUCUUACUUGUUUUGAUUUAAACUCAGAUGAGGCAUAUGUCUGUGCUGGUACAGAACUCAUUCGGCAGGACUCUUUUCUGUUAUUUUGGGAUAGGAGAACAGGAAUGAAUGUUGGAGGCUAUUGGAAUUCCCAUACUGAUGAAAUUUCUCAUGUACAAUUUCAUUCAAGUUGCAAUUAUGGAUUAGCCAGUUCAUCAGUGGAUGGUCUUAUCAACAUAUAUGAUUUAACUCAGAAUAAUGAGGAUGAGGCAUUGACAAAUACUCUUAACACUGAAACAUCUGUGAAUAAGUUUACAUGGGGACCUGAUGAUCAUAUUUCAUGUAUUACUGGUACAGAAGAAUACCAAUUUUGGUCAGCUGCACAAACUAGUCCUACUUUAUCUAUGACAAGAGAUGAUUUGACAGAUCUCUCUGAGUGUAAAAUCGAUUAUUUGGUUGAUACUUUCCUGGCUAAUCAGUCAUUUUAUCUUGUUAGUGGAACAAACGAUGGCUCUCUUCAUUUGUACCGUCAAAAGAAAAAACACUUAAAACCAGCUAAUGUUCUUAAUAAUGGUCAUACGGAUAUUGUAAGAGCUAUUAUUCCUAUUAAGGGAAAUUGUCUAGUUACAGGUGGAGAAGAUGGUCAACUAUGUACAUGGAGAAUAUCUUUAUAGCAGUAGCGAUCACCUUCCAUUUUUGUACAAAGUUAAUAAAAUUUUUAAUUUA
Messenger RNA from Argiope bruennichi, 1223 nucleotides. Its product is annotated as WD repeat-containing protein 89-like. The record is from RefSeq and is a predicted model, not a curated record. NCBI's taxonomy places the organism in Eukaryota, Metazoa, Arthropoda, Arachnida, Araneae, Araneidae. The transcript is spliced from 13 exons. Gene Ontology annotation, molecular function: protein binding. The coding region runs from base 152 to 1171 and encodes 339 amino acids.